AUGAAGAUUACUCAGAUCUCAAAGCUUGACAAAAACGAGAGGCAUCCCAAGAGAAUUGCCGAACCGAUGAUGAAGAAGAAAAUGAAAUUAAAAUCUCUCGCAUCUCUUAACAAUCUUGACGAUGGUUGCCUCAUGCACAUCCUCAGCUUCCUAUCUCCAAUUCCAGAUAGGUAUAACACAGCACUCGUUUGCCACAGAUGGAGAUAUCUGGCGUGUCACCCUCGCUUGUGGCUACGUGUUGAUCGAUUCGUUAAGGAUUUGUCAUCGCAGCCUGGAGUUUUCCACAACAUUGAGUCAGCUGUAUCUGCAGCCAGACCCGGCGAUACCAUUUUAAUAGGAGCUGGUGGGAAUCAUCACGUUUCUAAUGUUCAGAUUAAAAAGCCUCUUUGCCUGGUUGGUGGAGGCGAGACUCCUGAUGAAACCACACUCCUUUGUUCUCGAGGUUCAGACAGUGCGCUGGAAUUGCUAUCAACCUGCAAGCUCGCAAAUCUAACAGUGAAAGCCGAGCUCGGCUGCUGCUUGCUUCAUAGGAGUGGAAGGCUAACGAUUGAUGGAUGCGUGCUUCAAUGCGAAACAGACCCUUUGGAUCAUCUCUCAUGCCCAAUCGUGAGCACUGCUGGAAGUGAAGAAGAAGAUAUCUUGAGCCCUGUGGAAGUGAAGGAAAAGAUUGGGAAUGAAGAAGAAGAAGAUACUUUGACUCCUGUGGAGGUGCUGAAGGAAACUGUUGUUGAAAAGAUUGGAGAUGAAGAAGAUAUGCUGAGCCCUGUGGAAGUGAAAAUGAAAGAAACUGUUGUUGAAAAGAUUAAAGGAAACAGUGUGACUGUUUUGCAGACAAGGAUCGAAGGAGGUGCUAAAGCUGUCGCGACAAGCGGAGACUUGGUGCUGCAGCGUGUUCGAGUCAUGUAUUCGAAGGCUUACCUCUAUUUUUGGUUUGAUGUAGAUCACGAGUGA
Molecule: messenger RNA, 951 nt
Organism: Microthlaspi erraticum
Lineage: Eukaryota; Viridiplantae; Streptophyta; Magnoliopsida; Brassicales; Brassicaceae
Source: the annotation of a GenBank genome assembly